Molecule: messenger RNA, 1285 nt
Organism: Alnus glutinosa
Lineage: Eukaryota; Viridiplantae; Streptophyta; Magnoliopsida; Fagales; Betulaceae
Exons: 2
Coding region: 148-813 (221 amino acids)
Source: RefSeq, a predicted model, not a curated record
GCACAACUUCUAAAGUGUACGGCCAAUGUCAACGCUUCUCUCUCAAAAAAAGCAUUUAAAAAGCUAACCCAACACGGCAACACCUCUCAGUUUCAGUUUUCUCAGUGAGAGAGAGAGAGAGAGAGAGAGAGAGAGAGAGAGAGAGUUAUGAAGCUUGUUUGGUCCCCAGAGACAGCGUCAAAAGCUUAUAUAGACACAGUUAAUUCGUGUCGGAAUUUCAAAGAACAUUCCGGCGUAGCUGAGCUGCUAGCCGCCAUGGCCGCCGGUUGGAAUGCGAAGCUGAUCGUCCAGGCCUGGCUCCACGGCGAACCAAUCUUGACAAGCGUUGGCCUCGCCAUAGCCGCCCGCCACGCAUGCGGACGCCACGUGUGCAUAGUCCCGGACGAGCAGACGAGACUAGAGUACGUCAAGGCGAUACAGGCGUACGCCGAGGUGUCUACGCCGACGGAGGUGGUGGUGGGCGAGGCUGAGGCGGCGAUGGGGGGGCUGGUGGGCGUGGAUUUUCUGGUGGUGGAUUGUGAGCGCGGAGACUUCGCAAGGGUUCUGAGGCUCGCUAGGCUGAGCCCAAGAGGCGCGGUUUUGGCGUGCAAAAACGCGUGCCAGAGAAACGUUUCGGGGCUUCGAUGGCAUGGGGUGCUGGAGAGAGGGACACGUGUGGUGAGGACCGUGCUUUUGCCGAUGGGGAAGGGAUCCGGGUUGGAUAUUGCCCAUAUAGGUAGCAAAGGUGGGGCUCCGUGUCCCAGGAAGGGUCCUAGCCGUUGGAUCAAGCACAUCGAUGCGCGGUCCGGUGAGGAGCAUGUGUUCCGGUGGUGAUUUCUCAAGGUUUUCUAAGAGCUUGGAUUUUCUCUUUAUAUAUAUAUAUAUAUAUAAAGAUCUUCGAGUUAAAAUUACAAAAAUAAAAAAUAAAACGAAAAUAAUAAUAAAUAGCAUAAAGUUCAUCCCUUUCCAUGGCCGAAAUACGAGAGGCAAAAUGGGCUGCAAGAAUAUCUUACCUCGGGGUAGUGUGUGAGAAGCAAAAGCAAACGAGAAGGGUUUAGGUUUCAAUUUUUUUUUUAAAAAAAAUAAUUGAUUUUUAAAUGAUGUGACAUCGUCCAACGUGAUCUAUUGUUUUAAUAAAUAGAAACAUAAGGUCAAGAGAUAAUGAUACAUCAUUUGUGAAUUAUUAUUAUUUUUUUAAUAAAAAAUUAGAAAAACCUAACAUUUCUCGAAGCUAAAAAUAUGUAUUUAUCUUUGUUUUUGUAUAUAUUAACAUUUGUGUAUAGAUUUCUUAAUUUUGUAUUUGUCA